AUGGCAUUGUCGCAGGAGCCCAUCAACUUCGACCUUAUUGAGGAACAAAAAGAGAACGUGAUCAGCCUGAAAGGUGGUAGAAGCGCUGCUUCUUUGGCUCGAAUACUCUCUCCUCGACCAUCAGGCAGUGAAGCGACUGCUGGCGACACAAGAACACUCAACAAUGCCAUUAGAAACGAGUAUGAGAAAGAAUUACAAGCAAUAGACGAAGCAGAUGAUCCACUGGAUAUCUUCACAAGAUAUGUUAACUGGACCCUACAAGCCUACCCUCAGCCGACUUCCAAGGAUGCGCAGCUGUUACCUCUACUCGAGCGAGCGACCAAGACGUUCCUGAAAUCCAAAGACUACAAGAACGACCCGAGGCUACUGAAGCUUUGGUGCCAUUACAUCCACUUCUUCGAUUCGACUCCACGAGAAACAUUCGCAUUCCUGGCUCGGCACAAUAUUGGCGAGCAACUUGCGCUAUAUUACGAAGAGUUUGCUGCUUGGCUAGAAGGUGCUGGCAGAUGGCAUCAAGCAGAUGAAGUCUAUAAUCUGGGACUGGAAAGAGAAGCCCGACCUGCCGAGCGUCUGGCCAGAAAAUACACUCAAUUCCAACAGCGAUAUGCAGCACAACCAGCAACAGAGGAUGCAUCUACUUCUCCAGCAAUGCCCAAGGUUCGCGCGGCUCUAGCAGCAAAGAUAGAUCCUUUUGCGCCCGCCCCAGCAGAUGAGCCACAGCAAUCAUCGAGAUCGGCUCCUUCUAACACAACGAAGUCGAAAAAGCCCAAGAUGGCGAUAUUCUCCGACGAUUCCAAUGCUGAGCAACCACUCCUAGGAACGACAAGCACGAAUGGCUGGAACAGUAUCGGAGACUUACAGGCAAGGAAAAAAGAGAACACAAUCGAAGCACAACCCUGGGCUGGGCAAACACUGAAAGCAGGCAAACGAGCUGGUACUGCCACCAAACUGGAAGUGUUCAAAGACCUGAACAAUGCAUCAAACCUUCGCUCUUCGAAACAACCUGAACCGAUCGUGAAUCCUCGAACGGGCCGUGCAGAACGUGUGUUCGUCGACAUGGAUGCCGUAUACGCCGGGAAUGGAGACGAAUUCAGCUUCGAAGAGCUGCGAGCACUGCAUCGAGGUUGGGCAGGUAUGAACUGGAGGAAGAAUAUACCCGUGUUGAGAGAGAAUGCCAAUGUCAGAACGACGGCCGAAAAGUACAAGUCGAAAGAACCAGAAGACCUGGAAAAUCUAACCGCCUGCUUCGACCAAAAGCUGGAUAUCGUCGAGUCGACACAACCACAAGACCUGGUAGAGCAACCGAAGCUCCCGAAGCAGAAGAAGCUCAAGGUCAGAGAGGUCAAGCAAGAGACACAAACUGUGAGACUGCGAAGCGACUCACCUAGCAAGCCCAAACCACGUAAGAGGAUUGCAGCUGAACCAACCAUGACCAUGAACAGCCGAGCUGCCAACAACGAUAUUUACGACAUGUACAAUAAUGCCUCGAGACAACCUGGCAAAGACGACACUCGGAGUGGUGCGGAAACCGAAUUCGAGGAUGACACUUUCAGUGCAGGUGAAAGUAUUGACACUGGUAGAGUUUCCACCACUAACAGUGAAUAUGGCGAUGACACUAUUAGCUCGAUGCGUUCUUUUGGUGUAGACGACACAAAUGCUUCACCUUGGUCCGAUUUCACAGUUAGUAAGAUACCCAAAGCACUCAAAAAGGCACGAUCCACCAAGCACAAGCGACACCAUAGUGAAGAUCAGACAGAAGACCUAUCCGGUUACCACGACCAAAGUCAGGACGGCCUAGACACUCAAGCAAUCGCCGAUCUAGCAAACCAAGAUUUCGGAGAGCUUGAUACCAUGGCAAUUGCCCGAAUGGCUGGAAAUGCCACUGAAGUCAUAGACCUUACCAAGGAUGAAGAUGAAGAGGACGAGCUCGCUACACCAGUUGAGACACCGCAGCCCGAUCCAUUCGAGGCCAUCAAGGGGCUCGACCAGGAUGAACACAUACCGAUACAGCCGGAAGACUAUGAGCCAACACCAAUGCGUCCUUAUCGAGACCCUAGCUUGGCUGCUCAAAGCAAGUUACCAUUUAUGACACCGAUCGUCGAGCAAACCGAAAGCUCUCUCGCCGCCUCAACCAUAUAUCAGAGUCACUUUGCAACAGCAAAGACGCCUAGUAGACAUGCGACCAAGUCAGAAGCCAAGCUCGAAAGCCCUUCCAAACUCAACGUUAUCGACCUCCUACUCGAAAGUCCCAGGCCGAGCAGCGCUAAGAGGAGGAACAGCGAAGAAGAUGCUAAUGAACACUCUCCAAAGAAGCUCGUUGCCGAGUCACCAUUGAGUGGGAAUCAAAAAAUUCUUUUCCCGGUGCUGGAAGAGAGACAUGCGGACUCGAGUCUCAGGAAGACAGCGGAAGAUGUUUUUGCAGCUCCAACCUCACCAGUGAAAGCCUUGGUCAAACCUGCUGCAGUCAUCAAGAAGAUAAUCCACAAAGGUCCCAUCAUAAACGAUGCGGUCUGCAACCCGUGCGACGAUACUGUGAUAGACCAAAUAUUGAAGACUGUCCAUCCUGCACCGUCCAGUUACCCAGGCUUUUUCGAUCAUACGCCUGAAAACUCCAACCAGUUCGGUCAAAUCCGAUCUUAUACAAGGAAGCUGGCAAAGCAGACCAGCAAAUCUAGCCCGAGGAAGGCAUUGAGCGAGAGUGUGCGGGGCAUGGCUCCCGUGCUGAAAUUCAAGGGUACCAGCCGAGUGUAUGCGAUCAAGCGAGAACUUGGCGAGGGAGCAUUUGCACCUGUAUACCUCGUUGACAGUGUUGAGCAAGAGGGCGACGAAAAUACAACCAGCACAGGCGGACGUGGUCCAGUCGAAGCCUUGAAAGCAGAGAAUGAGCCAAAGACACUUACGUGGGAAUUCCACAUCUUGCACCUGCUAAAAUUCAGGCUAGGUCAUAGCUCGAGGGCAAUGGAAUCGAUCAUCCUGGCUCAUGAGUGUCAUCUAUACCGUGACGAGUGCUAUCUGGUCCUCGAGUACCACUCUCAGGGAACUUUACUGGACCUCGUCAAUCAAUGUCGAGCCGAUAGUGCUAGAGCUGGCAAGACAGCGGAAGGUCUUGAAGAGCCGGUCGCCAUGUGGUUAAGUGUUGAGCUGCUUCGAACAAUCGAUGACAUCCACAGAGUUGGAAUUUUGCAUGGUGAUCUCAAGGCAGACAAUUGCCUGGUAAGGUUGGAUGCAGAAACAGAUUUGAGUGGACCUUACAACCGCCGUGGUCGAGACGGGUGGAACAAGAGAGGUCUAACACUGAUUGACCUCGGUCGAGGCAUUGAUACACGGGCGUUCAAGCAUGAAACACGCUUCAUUGCUGACUGGAAAGCGCAAGAUACGGAUUGUCCCGAGAUUCGAGAAGCCAAGCCAUGGAAAUGGGAGAUUGAUCUGUUUGGUGCGGCUGGUGUGAUCCAUUCAUUACUGUUCGGGAAAUACAUCGAGACUGUCUCUGUUAGUGGUGGAGGCCUCGGCCAGAAGAAAGAGUGGAAACUGCGGGAGAACUUCAAGCGGUAUUGGGAGAAAGAUAUCUGGACAGAAGUGUUCAGCGUGCUUAUCAACGGAGGAGGCAAGAAAGAGGAUGAGGUCCGCAAGGAUCUCCAGCGACUUCGGGGCAUGAUGGAAGAAUGGCUCGAAACUGAGAGUGAACGCAACGGACGAGAUCUCAGAGCUGGAAUUAGACGGUGUGAGAGGCUUGUUGGUGCCGGCACUGGGCCGAAGGGGAGACGGUAG
Lithohypha guttulata is the source of this 3768-nucleotide messenger RNA. RefSeq names its product protein kinase (gene BUB1). Gene Ontology annotation, cellular component: nucleus. The transcript is spliced from 3 exons. Bases 1 to 3768 code for a protein of 1255 amino acids. The record is from RefSeq and is a predicted model, not a curated record. Lineage: Eukaryota; Fungi; Ascomycota; Eurotiomycetes; Chaetothyriales; Trichomeriaceae. Gene Ontology annotation, molecular function: ATP binding; protein kinase activity. Gene Ontology annotation, biological process: protein phosphorylation; mitotic spindle assembly checkpoint signaling; meiotic sister chromatid cohesion, centromeric.